AUGGGGCAGGCAGUGACGCGCUGCCUCGGAGCCAGAGCCCGCGCAGCGCCCCGCAAGGCGAUGGACGGCCGAGCCCCGCGCGUGCAGAACGCUCCGGCGGCGCUCCCGCCGGCCGCACCCACAGGGAGAAAACCAAAAGCCAAGGCUCCACUUCCUCCAGCUGAGACCAAAUGCCUUGAUGCCUCUUCAGUUGAUGAUUCUGUAGAAUCUUCUGCUUUUAUCAUGGAUCAGAAAGAGAACAUGACAGAUAAAGACAUUGAACUCUUGGUGGUUCUACCUGGAGAUAUUAUCAAAUCUACUACUGUUAAUGGCAGUAAACCUAUGAUGGACUUGUUGAUUUUCCUCUGUGCACAAUAUCACUUAAAUCCAUCAAGUCACACAAUUGAUCUGCUCUCAGCUGAAAAGAACCCCAUUAAAUUUAAGCCAAACACACCAAUAGGAAUGUUGGAGGUGGAGAAAGUAAUUUUAAAGCCAAAAAUUCUGGAUAAGAAAAAACCUACACCUUUAAUACCAGAGAAAACUGUGAGAGUAGUGAUCAAUUUUAAGAAAACACAGAAGACAAUAGUGAGAGUUAACCCACAUGCACCACUUCAAGAACUUAAUGCCAUUAUAUGCAGCAAAUGUGAGUUUGAUCCAUUACACACACAGUUAUUGAAGGACUAUCAGUCUCAGGAGCCCCUCGACUUGACAAAAUCUCUUAAUGAACUGGGACUGAGAGAAUUAUAUGCCAUCGAUGUCAGCAAAGCCACUUCUAUUACUGCCUUCAAUAAGUCAUCUUUACAAGAGUCCUGCCAAAUAUCACAAAACCUAGACCUUAUGAAGGAUAAAGAAAGUAAAGGGUUUUUCAGCUUAUUUCAACGCAGUAAGAAAAAACGGGAGCAAACUGUCAGUGCCCCUGCGACUCCUCUAGUAAGUAAGCACCGGCCAGCUUUUACAAAGAGCAAUACCAUUUCCAAACAGUAUAUUUCAAACACCCUGCCAUCGGAUGCCCCCAAGAAGAGACGUGCCCCACUGCCUCCAAUGCCCGGGUCUCAGAGUGCCCCCCAGGACCUUGCGCACAUUGAGGAGAGGCCAGCUUCUUGCAUGGUGAAAUCCCCAAGUGUGGAUGAAACAGAGGAGAGUUCCUAUGGAGCAGGCAGGGUGAGGACGGGUUCUCUGCAGCUCAGCAGCACGUCUGCUGGGAAUUCAUCUUUGAAAAGGACAAAGCGAAAAGCACCUUCCCCGCCCUCGAAAACAGUCCUGCUGCAAAGCGAUGAGAACAGUCAUGUGACUGCCACGCAGUCAGUACCUGCAGUUCUUACCAACAGUGGUGUAGAAGUGAGCUCUUCUGAGGGCCUGUCCAGCCCAGAAGCCUCCCUCGGCCCUGGGAAUGAACAGUGCGCUGUGUCCCAGCUGCCGGCCGGAGCCCCUGUCUCGGGGUGCCCUGGGACGCCUGAGGCUGCUGCCACAUCUCUGCCCUCUGGAAUAAGCUCUGAUUAUAGCCUUGAAGAGAUAGAUGAAAAGGAAGAACUGAGUGAAAUGCCUAAAGAUGAGGCUGAAAAUACUUCUCUGAAGUCACAAGACAUUCCUACUGUAUCUACGGAUAUAAUAAAUACACUGAAAAAUGAUCCUGACUCAGCCCCUGGCAGUGCUACUGGAGAGUCCUCACAAAACUCCAAAGAAAAACAAGGAACUAGAAACACAGAUGAACAAAGGCCACACAUUAUGGUAUGUAAUUCAAGCGACAAAGAGAGGGUAGUUGACAGUGUAAGAAACCUGAAGUCACUGGACCCAAACCAAGAGAAAGUAGAUCAACAUGAAAUAAUUGUCAUUCCAACAAACACAGAAAAUAAUAUGAAAAAUGGAGUGAGAACAGAAAUCAAUGUAGCAGAUGUUGCCCAAAAUAACAAUGUGGACACAGAAGUUGACAGACUAUCAAAUUAUCAGGCAUAUAAAACUGAUACUGCUGAACGUUACAAAGAAAAUCAUCUUGCUGUUUCAUCAGCACCAGAUCAAAACCUGAUUCAACCCACUGCAGAAAAGACAAAAAUGCAAGAUGCAGCAAUUCAGACAAUCCCUUCCUGUGACAGUUUUUAUGGGGGUCAGCAAGAUCAGAAUUUGUCUGACGUCAAAGUUGAUGAAAGUGUGCAAACUUCAAGUAACAACAAAUCAACUCAAAGCUCAUCUUUAAGCCCACAAGAUUCUAUAGAUAUCUCAGGAGAAUUCAGGAGUCAGGGCCCCCUUGUUGUACAUACAGAAGAGCAACUCACCAUAAAAGAUCCAACUUGUGCACAUGGUAAUGACAAUCUUUUGCCUCCUAUAGAUGGAACUGAUAAAAAUUCGACAGCUUCUUAUGUAAAGAAUUAUCCAUUUUACAGACAAGAUUAUAAUCCCAAACCAAAACCUUCAAAUGAAAUUACAAGAGAGUACAUACCCAAAAUUGGGAUGACUACUUAUAAAAUAGUGCCUCCCCGAUCCCUAGAAAUAUCAAAAGAGUGGGAAUCGGAAACCAUAGGGUAUAAAAAUGAUCAGGAGAUAUACACUUUAGGGAAAAGGGACACUUAUGAGAAUGUGAAAGAAACUACAAUCCAAACAGAAGAUCUCGUCAUUUCUGAAAGCCCAAAGGAGUCACAAGCAGACCUGAAAUCAAAGCCUACCCUGAGAACAGAGCAUCAGAUGCAAAGUGAGGAGAGCUUUACCCGCAGCAGAGUGGUGAAUCCUCUGAAACCUCCCAGAAUGAUGAGUGACACUGGCACAGCUCCUUUUGCGCCCAAAUUGGAAGAUAUAAACAAUAUUUUGGAAUCAAAAUUUAAAUUGCGAGUUUCAAAUCCCCACUCCAAACCAAGUCCUUUUUUCUUGCAGAUGCAAAAAAGAGUUUCAGAUCACUAUGUGUCAUCUGCAGCCGCCAAGAGUGUUCAUGCUGCCUCUAAUCCUACUCCAAAGGAAUUAAUAAAGAAAGAGGUGGAAAGAGAUACAAUACCUCCUCCAGAGCCAGCUCUUUCUCCCUUAAGUAAAACUAUUCAAUCUUUUCCACAGCCACACGUUCAAAACACUGAUGAUGAUAGCAACCAGAAGCCUACUGAAACCUCUCCUCCCCCCUUAGCAACACUAAAUCUGCAAACUCUGAAAACUUUUGGUGCCCCACGACCAUACUCCAGUUCUGCUCCUUCACCGUUUGCCCUCGCUGUGGUGAAACGGUCACAGUCUUUCAGCAAAAGCCCUACAGAGUCAUGCAGUGAGGAGGUCCAGGGUGCCUCUGCCAGAACUCCAACUGAUGCAGAGAAAGGGAAGAUCCCUUCUGUAAAUACAUUUGGGAACAUGCCACAACUAGGUGUGAGUGAUAAGGAAAAUAACUCUGCACAUAAUGAACAGAAUCCUCAAAUACCAUCUCCAACUGACUGCCCGUCGUUCACUCUUAAGAGACAAAGUUCUUCGACAUUCCAAAGCUCUGACCCAGAACAGAUCCGACAGAGUUUGCUGACUGCAAUUCGUUCUGGAGAGGCUGCUGCCAAAUUGAAAAGGGUUACAGUUCAACCAAAUACAAUAUAUGUGAAUGGAAAAUCAAGACUCAGCCAUUCUAUGUCCCUUGAUGCCCCGGGUAACUGUUAA
Messenger RNA from Rangifer tarandus platyrhynchus (Svalbard reindeer), 3588 nucleotides. NCBI's taxonomy places the organism in Eukaryota, Metazoa, Chordata, Mammalia, Artiodactyla, Cervidae. The record is from the annotation of a GenBank genome assembly.